UAGUAAUAUCAACUAAGAAGCAAUAGGUUACAAUGUCUACUUCUAUUGUUCGUACUAUCAAGAACAUUUACAAGUCCGGGAUAAGAAGGGCUUUAUGGCAAAUUCAAACUCAUAAUGAUACUAAGAGUGGUUGGUUAGUAGGUGAAGAUGACUAUGGUAACAAAUAUUAUGAAACAGAUAAUGCUGAAGAAAUCCAUUUAAGAACUAGAUGGGUAGAAUAUAAUGAUAGAUGGACACAAAUUGAUAUUUCUAAAGUUGAGCCAGGUUGGCAUUAUUGGUUAGGGUAUGGUACCAAUACUAUACCUCCUAAUUUAACUGGAGAUGAAAAAGUUACUAGAGCAUAUCCUUUACCAGAGAAACAUAAGCCAAAUUUAACUAAUACUUCUGGUGCAUUUGUUACCUACAAUACUGCCAAACCAAAGCAUACUGCUUGGGAACCAAAAGUCAGUGAAAGAGUCUAAACAGUUCACAAUUCAUGACCUUCAGGGAACAAAAAUUUACACUUAUUCAUGGAAACCCCUCCAAGAUAUUUUCUUCUUCUAAUUUGCAUUGAGUUUAGGACCAUUUGUGAUUUACACUAUUUCAACUUUGUGCAUAGCUUAAAGCUACUGUUGAAUAUUCUUGUGUCAGUCUAUCAGUUUUACCUCAAUUGACUGUGACAAAAUCGAUAAAUCUUAAAUUCUACUUCAUACAUUAUUACUAUCUUUUAAAUACGAUCUUUAUUUAUACAAUUAAAUGUACUUUAUAUUCAUUAGUUAA
Molecule: messenger RNA, 759 nt
Organism: Scheffersomyces amazonensis
Lineage: Eukaryota; Fungi; Ascomycota; Pichiomycetes; Serinales; Debaryomycetaceae
Exons: 1
Coding region: 33-461 (142 amino acids)
Biological process (GO): response to oxidative stress; mitochondrial respiratory chain complex I assembly
Cellular component (GO): membrane
Source: RefSeq, a predicted model, not a curated record